Messenger RNA from Ostreococcus tauri, 1389 nucleotides. RefSeq names its product Oxysterol-binding protein. The record is from RefSeq and is a predicted model, not a curated record. NCBI's taxonomy places the organism in Eukaryota, Viridiplantae, Chlorophyta, Mamiellophyceae, Mamiellales, Bathycoccaceae. Bases 1 to 1389 code for a protein of 462 amino acids. Gene Ontology annotation, molecular function: sterol binding. The transcript has a single exon. Gene Ontology annotation, cellular component: cytosol; membrane; intracellular membrane-bounded organelle.
AUGAUGUGCGCGUGCGCGUCGAGCGCGGCGGUGCGAGAGGCGGCGACGGGGGCGAGCGAUGAAGAAAAAUUCCACGACGCGCGCGAGGCGUUCGCGAGCGACGACGAGGGGUCGCCGACGCCGCGGUGGCGUCGAUCGCGCGCGGGGUCCGAGGCGCGCGGCGCCGUGUGUACGAGCGCCGAUGUGGAUGGUGGAGCGACGACGCGGGCGCUCACGGGGGCGCAACCGCGUGAGGAUUGGGAGGAGAGAGACGCAGACGUCCACGGCGAGCUCGAGCGGGCGUCGAGGGAGAUGGAGAUGGAAUCGAGGGGGUCGGUGAUGGCGCGCGCCCGGGCGUUCGCGAAGGCGUCGGCGCGCUUGGCGAAGACGAUGCUCGGCGGACGCAGCGUGGAUUUGACGUCGUUUCUCGGGACGCCGAUUCGAUGGUGCGCCCGGAUGUCAGUGUUACAGAUCACGACGGACGCCGAGAGCUCGCUCGGGAAGGACGUGGUGCCGCGGACGGUUCGGUUCUUGGAGACGCUGCGUUCGGCGAGAGAGGCGACGUCGGCUCGAGAGCGCGCGUGCCGCGUCGCGCUCGCGAUUCUGGCCGACGGUGAACCGCCGGCGUCGUUAAGAAAACCGUUGAAUCCGAUUUUAGGGGAGACCACGUCGCAUUCGGUGGAGUUUCCGCGGACGAACGAGAGGUUCGAGUCUACGUGGGAGCAGGUGUCGCACCAUCCGCCGAAUUCAGCCUCCUCGCAGACGGGCCCGGGCGUGCGAAUCGUCAGCGAGGUUCGACCGUCGCCGCGUCUCGUCGGCGCGCAUAUCGACGUCGAGCUCGUCGGGUACAUCGAAAUUACGCUCACGGAGCGCAAUGAGACGUACGUGAGCGACAUACCGUCGUUCGAAUGGCGAUUUCUUCCGAGGUGGCACGCGCGAAUGAAGAGAAAAGUAAAGUCGCAGAUUCGAUGCGAAGCGUCGGGGUAUCGCGUCGAAUUCUCCUACGGGUCGUCGCGCUCGGUGAAGGGCCUCGUGUACGGACCCGACGGCGCGAUCGAGGCGACGAUCAAUGGGCGGUACGAUGGGAAAAUCGUCGCCGAAUCGAAGCGUGACCGCUCCGUCAUCGCCGCGUACGAUUUCGCUCAAACGAAAUCGAUUCGAGCGCACGUCGUCCGCCACACUCACCUGGAAGAUGAGUUCGACACCGAGGUCGUGUGGCGCGAUUGCUUCGCCGCAAUGGACGCAAAUAAGUGGGACGAUGCGAGAGCGGCGAAGCGUUCGGUGGAGGAACGCGAGCGCGCGAAGCGACGAGAGCGAAAGGCGAGUGGACAAAAAUUUACUCCGCGCUUCUUUGAUUACGACGCGCGCGUCGGGCGAUGGGUUCGCAACUCGCGCGCGCGAACGACGUGA